UCCCGCUUUCCCGUCCGCUUCGUCCUCCGGCGUCCUGCGAUAUUGUUCCAUGUGGCCGGGGAGCGGGAUCGAAAUCAGCUGGAUACUUUAAAGGCGACUGCCCACCAUGGACCUUGGCCGCUGGCUGCUGCAGCUGGGCGUGCACAUGCUGCUGGUUGUGCGGCGCAUUCAGUGUCUACGUGUGACUGACAUCAAUGUGCCACAAAUUGUUGAUUUUCGUGAUAACGUGACAUUAUCCUGCAGCUACGACAUAAGUGGUCACACGUUAAAUUCGGUUAAGUGGUACAAAAACGGAAGGGAGUUUUUUAGGUACUCGCCCCUCACCCCGCCCACCUACAUCCCGUUCGCGGUGGAGGGCGUGCAACUGAUCGAUGACGGCAACGAGUGCAACGAAUCCUCCUGUCGCGUGGAGCUCAAUUUAUUGGGCGUCAAGUCGUCGGGCGUCUACAGGUGCGAAGUGUCCGGCGAUGCUCCCCACUUCCAGCUAACUGCACGCGAUGCCAACAUGACCGUCGAAGCUUUGCCCCAAAACAAUCCACUAAUUAGCAGUUUUCAUUCGACGUACCGAUACGAUGACUUCGUGCAGGUCAACUGCAGCACAGACUUUUCCAGCCUGUUCAAUAGGAUAACCUGGUAUGUCAACGGGAUAAAGGUUUCCCCGGAGGAUCUACUGCCCAGCAUUGAGACCACAAUUGUAGCCCAUGGAUACAGCAUGCGUCGCAUUAUUUCCCAGUUAAAUUUCUAUGCUAACGAACCGCGCUUCCACCAGUUACAAUUGCAAAAGCUGAUCCAGCAAAAGAGGACAAUCUCACCCGCCCGACUUGGCAUUGAACUGCGUUGUGUGGCGGAGGUCGAUCGGUAUCCUCAUCUUCAGCGCGAGGGAAGCAUGUUCGCCCAGCUCUUCCGGGAUGAAAUCGAUCAGAAGAAUCAGAAGCUGAUCAACUCGAGAUCCGUGGCCACUCGGAGUGCACAAGUGCAACAUCUGCUGCUGGUGGCAAUUGCGAUGACGAUGACCGCAGCGCGACUCUUCACACCGCUGACAUUUCAAUAUGGCGCACGGAAGUCGGCGCGCUACAAAAUGGCGGCGACGCGAUGAAUUUUCCCUUGUUUCCGGUCUUCCGUUUUUUUUCUGCCUUUGUUUGUUAACCAUUUUUGUAGCUCUAAGCAACUGAAAUGCACGUGAGAAUUUACAAACUAAAUCAAUGUAAUAUUUAUGUAUAAUUGUAUUAAAUGUCACAAAGUAAAAUCAAUGGGAAAUUGAACUUAAGUCUAGGCAAGCGAAUCCUGUAAAUAGCCUUUAAGUGUGCAAUCGAAUUAUAAGAACACAAUGAAAUCAUCGUCAAUAAACAAGCAAGCAAACAAAUGAA
Messenger RNA from Drosophila rhopaloa, 1367 nucleotides. RefSeq lists its product as uncharacterized. NCBI's taxonomy places the organism in Eukaryota, Metazoa, Arthropoda, Insecta, Diptera, Drosophilidae. The coding region runs from base 107 to 1096 and encodes 329 amino acids. The transcript is spliced from 6 exons. The record is from RefSeq and is a predicted model, not a curated record.